This is a messenger RNA of Debaryomyces fabryi, 2377 nucleotides long. Its product is annotated as CUE domain-containing protein. The annotation marks the transcript as partial. The transcript has a single exon. NCBI's taxonomy places the organism in Eukaryota, Fungi, Ascomycota, Pichiomycetes, Serinales, Debaryomycetaceae. Gene Ontology annotation, molecular function: ubiquitin binding. The record is from RefSeq and is a predicted model, not a curated record.
AUGAUCCAAUUGAUUACACCAAUAGCGGACAAUAAUAAAAUACUUGGAAAUACUUACUCAAGUGACUCCAGACCUAUUUCUUUGGGCAGUAAGGUCAUAAAUCCUAAACGUAAUGGUUAUUAUAUAUCCCUAGGUCCAUCGAUUCAAAUACUCAUAGAGGAUGAAAAAAUAUUUCGAUCACUUAGGACGGCGUUGCAACAUUUACAUCUAUAUCAUUUUGCUUCUGGUUUAGAAACAGUUCCACAACAAUUUAUUAAUCUUAUUAGGAGUCCACUUCAAUUUAGUGAAGAUGAUCUAAACACAUACCAUCCAUUGAUAUUCUAUCUCACUGGUAUUUUGAACGUUAGUUUGAAAACUUUGACCACAGAAUUGACCUUAAUAUCGCCAAUAAAUGCAAUUCGAAAACGAAUUGAUGAAUUACCAUUACUUGGUGACAAGUCUUGUAUUAGACAUAAGCAAAAUAUGUUACUGAGAUACAAUUUAUUGCAAAUAUCAGGAUCGAAUUUACCAUUAUCUUUGUUAUACGAUUUGGUGAACGGCAAGGAAGAUUUUUUUUUACUUGCUCUGAUUAUCAUUACAAUUGAUUCAAUGUUUCCUAAACAAAUGAAUAAUCCAAUCUCGUUAAUAGACGGGAAUAAUGAAUUAAUACGGGUUGAUAAUGCAUUGGAUAUCCCUAAAAAUCUUAAGACAAUUGAAAAGCUAAGAGAUAUUAACUUGUUAUUUUCAAAGCUUGAUAAAUUAAAUUUGAUUGAUGACUGUAACGUUAAAUGUUUUUCAAGCAUUUGUCCUGGUAAGGAUGUUCAGUCACAACACACAGCAUCAACAUUUGAUAUUAUUCCCCAUAUAAGUUCAAUGCAUACUUCAUCUGACAUUCUUAAGUAUACACCAUAUUUACAACAAGGCAUUCAAAAAAGCACAGAUUCUAUUCCUAUGAAAAAAGAGAAUGGAUCUUUGGACGACAAUGCUUUUUGUAAUCCUAUCCAGAAUAUAGAAAGAACUUCGUCUCCUAUGACUAAUUUCAGGGGAGAAUAUUCCAUUUUAACAAAUCCAAGACAUAUAACAGGUGCGAAUCAAAAUAGUAAUGGAACGAAGGAUUCAUCACUAGAUUCAUCUGAAGGGAAUAAAGCGCAAUCAUGUUCAAAUGGACAAAAUCAAAAUCGAGAAGCUUCAGGAAGAACUAACAUUUCAUCGUUUAAUAAGAAUAAUUCAUCCGGUUCAAACUCACUGAAUAAGCACUCUGAAUCUAACGUAUCCUGCGGAGGUGAUGAUAAUAAUAAUGAUGAUGACAAGAAUAAUAAUUUUAAUAGAAUUAAGGAUAAUAAAGGAUCUACAUCUGCUUCUGAUUCUGAUUCUGAUUCUGAUGCAGACUCUAAUUGCGGUCCGGAAUCAGAAUCAAUUUUGGAAUCAGAAUCUAACUCUGUAUUUUCUACAGUAUUGAAUAAUUCCAAAGAUAAUAAAGAGGAAAAUGAUAUUGUAGAGAUGUUGGCAGAUUUAUUUCCGGUUUAUCCUAAAAGUGAAUUGUUAGCAAGAGUUCAAUCUAUGACUGAUAUUGAGGAAUUAAUCGAUACUAUAUUCUUGGAGCAAGAAGAGCAAAAUGAGAAUACUCUAAAGGCUACUGAUGCUAAAACGUAUUCAAGUCAUGUUUACACAUUAAAAGAAAUAUUCCCUGGAUGUGAAUUUGAAGUGCUACAGAAAAUUUUGAAUUCGAAUGCUGGAGAUAUAGCCCUCGCUUCAGCAGAAAUCUUACAGAAUAGUACCGACGAUGGAAUUUCUUCCAACGAAAAAAAAAGUAAUUCACCGUUUAAGAAUAAGAAUAAUAUGGCCAAGUCACACUCUUCGUGGAAUGCAAUGCAAAUGGAAGCUUCAAGGCUUGAAGAUAUUUUAAAUGUCCCCUCUCAACAAAUACUCAGUUACCUUCAUAAACAUGAAGGCAAAUUUCACGAAACACUUGUUGCCAUUAUAAAUGAAAACUCUAUAAGAAAACUUAAUUUAGCUUCAGGGUCUUCGUCCAGUAGCAGGUCCUCAGUAUCAUCCCUUAAGCGUGUACCAAGAGGGGGGCGGGUACAAGGUCUGUCAUCGAAAACCAUGAUUCCUGUCCCAAGCAUACGCUUAGGAAGUGCUCCACCAGAUGAUGAAUACAAGUAUGACGAAAAUAGUCUUGAAGCUAAAGAAAUAAGAGCUAUUUACGUUGGAAACCCCGAAUUCAAGUCGAUAAAUGAACAAUUCUUUGAGAAGUCAUUAGUCUUCUUUCGUGGUGAUGUUGCAAAAGUUAUCGAGAUUGUUGUAUUAUUGGUACAAGAGAAGGCAGGUCAUUGCACAUUCAAAGAGAAACCGUCGGCAAAGAAUUCCUCUGGUAUUUCAUCCCAGAUAGGUGCCA